UAAGUUCGUUCCAGCGCGUUCGAAAUUUUGCAUGCGCUUUGAAAGACAAAUUUCUUUUAAGACUGGAAGAGGCGCUUGGGUACCGACAGGCUGAUUGAGCGAGUUAAUUGAUACUUGUGAUUGUGAGAGUUUUUAAAUAGCUGUUGAUCAGGUUCAGUCGUACAGAGUUAGGGAAAGGUGUGCGUCUCGGCAUGUCCGGAAACAUUUGGACGGCUUUGUGUUGCUGUCAGAAAGGCCAGGACAAAGAUGGCCAACAGCAGGCGGGGGAAAAGAAAAACAACGAAACGCUACGAAAGGUCGAGAAUACUGAACGCGAUCCGGUUGUUCAUCAAGUUGCGCACGUGAAUAUUGGCUAUCUGUCCGCGGUGUUUGAUCAGAAGGAAAGCUUGUCUAGCCAGGAAGAUUCGCGAGGGCGUCUGGAGUCCACCGAACACCAACAGGAUGAAGUGGCCGUGAGCGAGGCUGAAGAGCGAGGGGUGCUGGGUUUCCCGGGACAGAGCGGCACAGCUGGACCAGCAGUGCUCAGCUCAGAAGAAGACCGAGGCUACAGGCUGAUCAAACAGCAGCUGGCAGUGGCAGAGAGGGAGAAACGCGAGCUGGAAAAACAGGUGCACCAGGCUAACCAGAGUGUCCGGGACCUCAAACACGAGGUUGCUGUUUUACAGAAACGUCUCCAGCUGGUGGAGAACCCACCACACACCCUGUCGCCUCCCAGACCGCCCACCCCACCCCCUCUGCCCACUCCUCCUCCUCUUCUCCACCCCCUCAGAUCCUUAUUGUCAAUCAUCCAAAAAAAGAAGGACUCUAAAGAGCAAGACCCAUCUUGCACACAGCAAGAAAACUACUCACCAGCCUCGCCUGAAAGAGCUACAAAUGACGUCUCUACCAACCAUCAAUGCCCUGGCAUGAACGAGGUCCUGGAAAUGAUCAGAAAUGGGGUUUCCUUAAGACGUGUUAUACAGGUACAAAAGGGGACUUUCAAAGACGUCUGCGAUCAAGAGGAGCAACUGGAAGUCAGCAGCAGCUCUGCAGAGCCUGAACUUGAAACCAUCCUUAAAAGGAGAAAAGAAAGUGUGGAUCACUUUAUCUCGGAUGGCUCUUUUGAAGAGGAUUCUGCAGAGGACACUGGUCAGCGCAGGCUGGACAUGCCGGCCAAUAGCUCCCAAGUCAGGAAGAAUCCUGGAAAAGAGAACCCUGGCUACGUCUGCCAGGAUCAGGCGGAGAGCCAGGAACAUGGGAACUCGUGGAGGGAAUCGGUGGGAAAGCACCUUGAAUCCAACAGUGAGGCUGGAGACGAGGGCAGCACCAGCAGCACCCUCCCUGUCACGUCUCCACUGGACGUUGGUCAAGUGGAUGACCUCUCCUGUCCUCCUGAUCCAGAAGGCCAUGCUGAACCAUGGUUCGAAGAUGUGGCUUCAAUGGACCCCAGUAAUAUGGACCCUGAGACAGAGGAUCAUGUCAUCCUUGGAGCGAUUCUUAGCGAUUUGAUGACUGCCUUGAAGAACCAGGAUCUUUCAGACGAUGGGACUGCUUUAAAGGAUCAGGAUGACACGGAUACUAAUGGUGCACUGAUGGCUCCCCCAGCACGAUCUAGUGGACAGCAUGAUCAAGGUUGUAUCUCUUCUGACACUGCAAAGGUAUUGAAAGGAGACUUCAUAGAGGAGAGUGUAGAUAGUCCACAAGAAGCAAGCCUGGUGCCCAGAGAUCACCAGCCUCUUAAAGAAAGAGCCAGCUUUGUUGUAGGUCAAGGAGAUGUGGGUUCUCCUCCGCAAACCACCCUUCCUGCUCAUGUGAAAAACCAGAAUGUGAAGAGACCAUGUAACUCACCUCACUGUUAUCUGCCAGGCACUGAUCUCCUUCCAGCUCUUGAAGAUGAGAGAGAUUCCACUGACUCGGACAUACCUGUGUUCUUUUGCUAAGGAGUAAUCCUGUCAGAGUUUGUAAUUGAUCCAUGUUGACCUAUGUAGUGCAUAAAUUGGCCAUUGUAUUUUACUUUUGAUUGCAUUGUUCAGCAUAUUUUGUUUUAUUAAAUAGAGAGGGUUGGAAACCUUCAGUUUUUUUUAAUCCAGUAUUCAGUUUCAUGGAAGUAUUUUUUCCUUGGUGCAUUUGUGGUUUUAAUUGACAAGUUUGCUUUAAAUAAAAUAUUAAAUGAGG
Molecule: messenger RNA, 2154 nt
Organism: Lepisosteus oculatus (spotted gar)
Lineage: Eukaryota; Metazoa; Chordata; Actinopteri; Semionotiformes; Lepisosteidae
Biological process (GO): positive regulation of neuron migration; neuron projection morphogenesis
Cellular component (GO): cell leading edge; cytoplasm; axonal growth cone
Source: RefSeq, a predicted model, not a curated record